AAACAUACUUUAUAAAAGAACAUUUAAUAGAUUUUAAAUGGUUUGGGUGCCUCAAUGGCAUGUGACCGUUUCCAUGACAACGUGCUUUCACACAACAUGGAGUUCCUGCAGUGGGAUUGUGUUGCUGUUGCAAACUGGAUUGAGUCUUUAGGAUUUCCACAAUACAAGGCCUGUUUCACUGAGAAUCACAUCAGUGGACGAAAGCUCAUUUUUGUAAACUGCAGCAAUUUGCCCAAACUUGGAAUUGUGGAUUUUAAAGACAUGCAGGUCAUCUCUGCUUGUGUGCGUGAGCUGCUGGGGAUCACAGAGGCCCCGUGGAGCCGCAGCAUCGCCGACCCUCCGCGGGACGCCACGGCCCUGUUCCUGGAGAGGAAGAGCCGCACCGGCGAGCGCGCAGACGGACUCACCUACCAGCAGUUUUUGUCUGAAAAGCAUGUGUGAAAUCCCAGCAUGACUCAUGGACGGGGAGGACGUGUCACAGUCGCUUCCUGUCAGCAGCUCUCAGGGACCCUCGCAGGAGGUCAACGACCUUGACAUUAACACCAGAAAACGGGCGGUUUUGUGGUCAGUGAGCAAUAAGUGACAUUUCCAUGAGACAAUCCUGAAAAAAAGACCUGAAACUUUACCUUUGAAGGAUCAAAAUCCAAUAGAUCAACUGAAUGUGUUAUACAAGGAUUAAAGAUCCACUUAAAACGUUA
Molecule: messenger RNA, 698 nt
Organism: Oryzias melastigma (Indian medaka)
Lineage: Eukaryota; Metazoa; Chordata; Actinopteri; Beloniformes; Adrianichthyidae
Product: sterile alpha motif domain-containing protein 15
Exons: 3
Coding region: 55-441 (128 amino acids)
Molecular function (GO): protein binding
Source: RefSeq, a predicted model, not a curated record